Molecule: messenger RNA, 1704 nt
Organism: Hordeum vulgare subsp. vulgare (domesticated barley)
Lineage: Eukaryota; Viridiplantae; Streptophyta; Magnoliopsida; Poales; Poaceae
Product: polynucleotide 5'-hydroxyl-kinase NOL9-like
Exons: 9
Coding region: 135-1451 (438 amino acids)
Biological process (GO): cleavage in ITS2 between 5.8S rRNA and LSU-rRNA of tricistronic rRNA transcript (SSU-rRNA, 5.8S rRNA, LSU-rRNA)
Cellular component (GO): nucleus
Molecular function (GO): polynucleotide 5'-hydroxyl-kinase activity
Source: RefSeq, a predicted model, not a curated record
CACCCUGCUUGGUUCUCUCCACCGCCGCCGCCUACUCCGCCGCCCCCCUCCUCCCCUUCCCAGCCCUCUAACCACCGCCGUAGGACCUCUCCUCGCCGACCCUCUGCCCCCUCGGGCAUCCCAGCGGCGCGGCAAUGAAGCACCGCCGGCGGUCGAAGCAGCAGAAGCUCAACUCCUUACCUCCCCCUACACCCCCGGCCACCCGCGCUCCAUGUCCCAUGCCAAGGCCGAGCGCCAGCCCGAAAAGCCCUCCCCCCGCCACCCCUCCGCCGGAGCAGGGGCCGGAAGUGGUAGUCCCCGAGGACUGGGCCCUGGCCACCGACGCCAUCUCCUCCGAUCUCUCGUCUCCGGUCGUCCUCGUGUGCGGGCCCUCCAACAGCGGCAAGUCGACCUUCACCCGCCUCCUCCUCAACAAGCUGCUCCCGAGCUACGGGAGGGUCGGGUAUCUGGACACCGACGUGGGGCAGCCGGAGUUCUCGCCGCCGGGGUGCCUCUCCCUGCACAUCGUCGACGAAGCUAUCACAGAUAUGCGGAACCCGGUUCUGCGGGAGGCUGAUAGGUGCUGCUUCUACGGUGAUAUAUCUUCAAAAGGGGAUCCAGAAUCAUAUCUGAACUCUUUAUUUCUCUUGUAUACGUACUUCAUUGAGAAAUAUCGUUGUCCUGGGAGUGAAAUGCUUCCUUUGAUUGUUAACACUCCUGGAUGGGUGAAAGGUACUGGGUUUGAUAUGCUUGUAGAGAUGCUAAGGUAUAUCUGUCCCACGAUUGUUGUUCCGAUACGCACCAGAAUGCAGAGAAAGAAUCUCCCUGAUGGAAUGUUUUGGUUAACUGGUGGGGAAACAGAACCUAAAGUUAUUACAAUUGAUGCUGCAAGUCGUGAUUCCUUAUCCAAAUCAUCGCUAAAGCGGAAAGAUGGGGGUGGAAUGCGUGAACGGCGGCUUGUGGAGUACUUCAAACAAUGUUUCUCAAGUGACAUAUCACUAGCAACAAAUAAAGAGCUUGCUUAUGCCCUAGCGUCACUGCCACCCUAUGAAGUACCAUUUUCAGACGUUACAGUUAUGCAUCUUCAUUGCGAGGUACCCCGUACUGAGAUAUGGCAUAGUGUGAAUGCAACCAUAGUUGGCUUGGCAAGUAGUUGUGACACACCUGCGACCGCCCAUGCAGUUCCUUGGUGUGUUGGGCUUGGUAUUGUCAGAGGCGUCGAUGUGCAAAGAGGCCUGUUAUAUGUUAUCACUCCUGUUGAUGUUCAACAUCUUCAAAGCGUAGAUCUGCUGCUGCAGGGUCUCAUUGAGAUUCCGAGAUCUGUUCUGCAGGUGAAGGGAUGCGAGUCGCCGUACAUGUCCACCAAUGUGCGGGACAAGAUAACUGGGAAGGAUCUGUACGCGAGUAAUCUCAACAGCCCACUGUCCAGACAGGAUGACGGCGAUUCUGAUUCGGGCGCAGAUACCAUGUAAAACUUGCAACAUGUUCGUCUCUUCAUUUUCGUUGGAGAUGUAAUAUGGCGCUCGGUCGGCCUGACAUGUCGGGGACACAACAUAAAAUUUUGAUAGCGGACCAUCUUAUUUUGUGUACCCAGUGGUGAAAUUUUUGCUGGCUUCAAGAUUGAACUGAUUUUUCUGCUUUGUGGUAUGGCUGUGCCCUGAUACUUUGUAACAGAGGUCGGGGUACACAUUCCUGGCCAAGGAAAAAAAACUGAAAUCACGUUUA